Triticum aestivum (bread wheat) is the source of this 615-nucleotide messenger RNA. RefSeq lists its product as uncharacterized. Lineage: Eukaryota; Viridiplantae; Streptophyta; Magnoliopsida; Poales; Poaceae. The coding region runs from base 176 to 478 and encodes 100 amino acids. The transcript is spliced from 3 exons. The record is from RefSeq and is a predicted model, not a curated record.
UCCGAUCGCACUCCUCCCUCGUCCCCAUCUCCCCGCCACCGCCACCGCCGGACCCGUCCUCGCCUCCCGCCACCGCCCCUCUUCCUCGUAUUCUCCGGGCACCGACGCUGCCCCUGCCUCUCAGGAAUAUAGAGGAAGGCCCCCGCCGCAGCCACGCUCCUCCGUCACCGAGGCCAUGGAAGGGGCGGGAGGGCCCGUGGUCGCGGAUCUACGCCGGGACAUUGCGGCGGCGUGCGAGCAGCGGAUCACGCAGGACCGUGCCCACACCAUGGCCACCUAUGCCUUCUCCGACGCCGUCCUCUCCGCUCGCUCGCUCGCCGAGCAUAGCGUCGCGCACCGAGGAACGCGCCUCCCCCGACGUCAUUCCUCUUCCGUUCAGGUGUACAUCAAGAACCAGAAGACAAGGGCGUACUCCAAGCGUUUCCAAGUCCAUUUCAAGAGAAGGCGUUGGGGAAGACCGACUAUAGGGCCAGGCUGAGACCAACCCGGACAAGAACAAGUACAAUACCCCCAAGUACCGUUUUGUUGUGCGAAUUGUAUCCUUCAAAGAUUCUUCAUCAUAGUUUGUGCACUUCUCAAUCAUCUAUAUAUGUUGCUUAUGUUUCUUAUUAUUAC